AUGUCCGUCGCCACCCACUCAGAUCACAAGACUUGCUUCGUGCCUGAGAUGAACCCUCUCUGCAUUGAGUCUCAGUUUCCAGACUCCCUCGAGGAUGUGUACCAAGGCGACCUCGCCUUUCUCGAAUCACCCGGUCCCGCCAUCGAUCCUAACGAAGGCCGUUUCGUCCAUCUUCGCUGCUAUCGACAGGACCCUAGCACCCUUCGUCGUGCCUCGCAUUGCGACUCUCUGAUCAUCGCCGCCGGUAGCGCCUGUCUGGAAAACGGACCUAGCAAAUCCGCCGUUGGCGUCUACUUUGGCCCAAACAACCCCUUUAACCUCUGCUUGAGGGUGCCCACCGAAUACCGUAUUGGAAAGGGAAUUGAGAAACUGCUCUUGUGUCACACGACGCACCGCGCUGAGCUGUACGCCGUGAUCGCCGCUCUCAGUGCCGUCACCCCUUUUACAGACCAAGCACCUGAAGAUGCAGCAAACGGCAACAUACCUAAUACGCUUAAGCACGUCAUCAUCAAGACUGAGUCGUGGUACAUCGUCGAUAAGAUAUGCAGAAUGGGAGCACAGCGGCCUCUUGUCUUCCACAAGGCUUGUGAAGCCGGUAAAUCCGACCGCGGUUGCUUGGAGCACUGCAACCUUUGGGAGGAGCUGCGUCAGGAGUUGCAUCGCUUUACCCUUCGCGGUGCUGUGGUGCAGUUCUGGCUUGUUCCUCGAGACCAGAACCUAGAGGCAGACGCAUUGGCGAAUAUGGGCAUGGAAAAUCCCCCUUGGCCGUCUGUAGAAGACUCACAGAUCUCGUCGUCUUGGGUCUCGCGCGUCAAGAUUGAUUCGGCUCUCAAGCUUAGAGAGUAUGGUUGUUCCACGGGCUGGCAAGCAUAUUAG
Messenger RNA from Colletotrichum siamense, 876 nucleotides. RefSeq lists its product as uncharacterized. NCBI's taxonomy places the organism in Eukaryota, Fungi, Ascomycota, Sordariomycetes, Glomerellales, Glomerellaceae. Gene Ontology annotation, molecular function: nucleic acid binding. The record is from RefSeq and is a predicted model, not a curated record. The transcript has a single exon. The coding region runs from base 1 to 876 and encodes 291 amino acids.